Aspergillus campestris IBT 28561 is the source of this 1354-nucleotide messenger RNA. Its product is annotated as o-methyltransferase. The record is from RefSeq and is a predicted model, not a curated record. Gene Ontology annotation, molecular function: O-methyltransferase activity. The coding region runs from base 57 to 1322 and encodes 421 amino acids. The transcript has 5 exons. Lineage: Eukaryota; Fungi; Ascomycota; Eurotiomycetes; Eurotiales; Aspergillaceae.
AACAGUUUUAUCUACCCACCAAAGAGGACUUACUUUCCACCAUAAACCAACCGACGAUGUCUACCAACAGGACCUCCGCCAACCCCCAUGUCGCCAUCACUAUUGCCUCACGCCCAGGCGAUAUCGACGCAGUCCCAAGGCUACUGAAAGAAAUAGAACAAGACUUCAAGACCCUGAAUGCUUGCAGCGAUGAACCCCGCAAAGACCUCCUAGUCAAGUGUCGAGCUCUGGUUCAAGCGGUAGAGACACCCCGGGAGACCAUGGUGGACCAUCUUUGGGGACAGCUUGGAGUAAUCUCAGCGGUAGCGUUCGGCGUGGACUGCGGACUAUGGGUGUUGAUGGCUCAGAAUGGCGAUAUUCCCCAGAAGGUGACUGAUUUGGCUGGGGGCCUUGGGGUUGAUCCGGAGCUUCUUCGUCGUAUCAUGCGUCAUAUAAGUGCUAUGGGGCUUCUUGUUGAGGUCGGUGAGGAUAAGUAUGAGCCUACGAAUUAUACCAAAUCCCUGAGAUUCCCGCAGAUUGGGAAUGGGUAUCUUGGUCUUGCAUCCUGCACCGGCGGAGCCACCUUGAAUUUCCACGAAUUCUCCCGUCAAAGAGGAUGGAAAAACCCCACUAACCAGCGCGACACAGCUUUAAUGUCAGCCUACCGCACCAAUAAAGACACCUUCACCUGGGUGCACGAUCAGGGUUACGGACAACACCUGAUAGACUACCUCGGCGGCUACAAUCUGGGCCGUACCCGGUGGAUGGACCCGUCCUUUUACCGCGUGCACGAAAGGCUCAUCGAAGGCGCCGAUACAGGCCAGGACGCGGUAUUUUUUGUAGAUAUUGGAGGGAAUGUGGGCCAUGACCUGGAGAGACUCCACUGGAGCUAUCCCUAUGCUCCGGGGAAGUUGAUCCUUCAGGACUUGCCGAUGAUGAUUCGCCAGAUCAAGCACUUGGAUCCGGCGAUUGUUCGGAUGGAGUAUGAUUUUCGUGAUGAACAGCCUGUUAAAGGUGCACGAACCUACUACAUCCACUCAACCCUACACAACUGGCCCGACCACGUCUGUGACAUCAUCCUAGCAAAUGUCAAAGCGGCCAUGAAGCCCGGCUACAGCAGGCUCCUGAUAAAUGAGAUUGUCGUGCCCACGACCAACGCACACUGGGAGACUACGGGGCUGGACAUGAUCAUGUUAACGCUCUUCUCGAGUAUGCAGCGGACUAGCGCAAUGUGGUACAACCUGAUUGAGAAGCGGGCGGGUUUGAAUAUCCGGAAGAUAUGGAGCAAAGGGAAGGGAGUCGAGAGUGUUAUUGAGUGUGAGGCUCCUUUGGGGGAGUAUUGAUUUUGUUUACGGUGUAGUCUGACACUUUGGAU